GGGCGGGGCCCUGGCCCGUGAUAAACAAGGCGGGCGAGCCAAUCAGCGCGCUCGGUGGGACGUGACUCAGCUGUUGUUCGGGCCUUUAUAAACUUCGGUCGCAGCCGCAGCAGCGACAUUGUUUUCUUCUUCUUCGACAUCAGAGACAUUACAGAGGCCGUGAUGCUGCCGCUGCCCCUCGCCCUGUUGGCGGUCUGCCUGAGCUCCGGGCUCUCGGCCCCCGCGCUGGACGCACAGCUGGACGACCACUGGGGCCUGUGGAAGAACUGGCACAGUAAAAACUACCACCAGAAGGAGGAGGGCUGGAGGAGGAUGAUCUGGGAGAAGAACCUGAGGAUGAUCGAGCUGCACAACCUGGAGCACUCGCUGGGAAAACACACCUACCGCCUGGGCAUGAACCACUUUGGAGACAUGACGCACGAGGAGUUCAGGCAGAUCAUGAACGGCUACAAGCACAAGGCGGAGAGGAAGACGAGGGGCUCCCUGUUCCUGGAGCCCAACUUCGUGGUGGCCCCGUCCGCCGUGGACUGGAGGGAGAAGGGCUACGUCACCCCCGUCAAGGACCAGGGUCAGUGUGGCUCCUGCUGGGCGUUCAGCACCACCGGGGCGCUGGAGGGCCAGAAUUUCCGGAAGACGGGCAAGCUGGUGUCCCUGAGCGAGCAGAACCUGGUGGACUGCUCCCGGCCCGAGGGCAACGAGGGCUGCAACGGCGGACUGAUGGACCAGGCCUUCCAGUACGUCAAGGACAACCAGGGCCUGGACUCUGAGGAGUCCUACCCCUACGUGGGAACGGACGAGCAGCAGUGCAACUACGACCCCAAGUACAACUCCGCCAACGACACCGGCUUCGUCGACGUCACCAGCGGCAAGGAGCACGCGCUGAUGAAGGCCGUGGCCAGCGUGGGCCCCGUGUCGGUGGCCAUCGACGCCGGCCACACGUCGUUCCAGUUCUACCAGUCAGGAAUCUACUACGAGAAGGAGUGCAGCAGCGAGGAGCUGGACCACGGCGUGCUGGUGGUGGGUUACGGUUUCGAGGGAGAAGAUGCGGCGGGCAAGAAAUACUGGAUUGUCAAGAACAGCUGGAGUGAAAAGUGGGGAGACAAGGGCUACAUCCUGAUGGCCAAAGACCGAAAGAACCACUGCGGCAUCGCCACGGCGGCCAGUUACCCUCUGGUCUAACGUCGGCACGGCUCCACUUUACUGCACCAUAGUGUUUUUUUAUUGCAAUAGUUCGGCCGGAGACGAGCGACGGAAAGAGGCUUCGGCCCCGAGCGACGCGCUGUGACCGGAGAGUCUGCAGCCUUUUAUGAGGAGAAAACACUGUUUGUGUGUUUGUUGUUUUUGUUUUUAGGGAAAUGGCGCCAUUUUGGUUCGGGCUGAUUUCAUUGCCUCUCUAUUUUGUCUCGACAAGACUUUUAGUUUUAGCGUUUUAUUCUUUGUAAAUAUGUGUAUGCUGCGCGGCGAGUGGGAACGUUCAACACUUGCUUCUGUCAUUGUAAAUGAUUUUUUUCUUUUCUACUUUUACUGUGAUCAAUUAAAAAGUUGUGAAACACUA
Molecule: messenger RNA, 1555 nt
Organism: Scophthalmus maximus (turbot)
Lineage: Eukaryota; Metazoa; Chordata; Actinopteri; Pleuronectiformes; Scophthalmidae
Gene: ctsla
Product: cathepsin La
Exons: 8
Coding region: 163-1179 (338 amino acids)
Biological process (GO): immune response
Cellular component (GO): lysosome
Molecular function (GO): cysteine-type endopeptidase activity
Source: RefSeq, a predicted model, not a curated record